AGUGUUACUAUUUUUUUUUUUUUAUGAAGAUUUACAAAAUUUUUGGAAAUUUAUUGAAUUUGUAAAUAUGGAGCAAACAGUUAUGUAUUCGCAUCUUCAACCAUGGAGAACAAUCAAAAGUUUUGGAGAAAAAAAUUCUCAAGUUCCAAAAAUUGGAGAAAUUUAUAAAACUCCUAAAUCUCAUCCAUGGAGACCGACAUUAGGAUAUGAAAAUGUUCAAGUUAUGUCAUUACCAUCACAGUCAAUUACAAAUCAAUUAGUAGACCCUUGUUACACACCAAUUAAUAUGUCAACCGAACCAUUAAAAUUUCCAAACCUUGUCACUGGUUUUGAAAGAAAUCCAUCUCACGCUGCAAGAGCUGCUCUAUACACUAGAUACACUCCCGAUGAAUGGAACCAAAAAGAAGUCCGUCUUGCCAAUGAAGUUAUUGCGAACUGUCAUUAUGCUGAUAAACUUAAGAAUACUACUUUACAAUUAAUAAAAGAAGCUGAAGAAAGAGUUGACGAAGGCCAAAGAGAUUCUUCUCGGAUGUUAGGCCAAAGAGUGAAAGAAAUCGAGUUUUGGGAACGAGAAUUAGCCAAUGAACUGGACAGAAUAAUUAUAGGAAAUAAUAAAAUGCAAGAAUGUAUGAGAACUCUCCAAAGGGCUAUUCAGGAUGUUGAAAUUCCUUUGAGUAUUACUCAAGAAUGCUUAUAUCAUCGCGAGUCUAGACGAGGCACUGAGCUAAUUCAUGAUGAGCCUGAAAAUGCAUUGUUGAAUGAAGUAGAAACAAUUAGAAAUUGUCGUAAAAAAUUGGAAGUUUUUACAGACAAAUGCAAAGAACAAUUAGCAAACGGCCGAGCGAUACAAAAUGAAAUUGAGAAGGAUAUUGACAACAAAAAAUUAGCACUGGAAGCGUCAGACGCUUUUAUAAAAAAAUCCCAACUUAUUCGCGCUCAAUCUGGCCAACUAAUAAACGAAAUUGACAAUGUGAUAAAUGAAGUUGCUCAAGAGUCUUGGAAAGCUUGGGAUUAUACGAAUAAUGCAUUGGCAAGACGGAUUCAUGAAAUUUUAGAAGCUAAAAGCAAACUUUUAGUUCAUUUAAACAAUGUUCAAAAUGAAAUUUUUCUGGUAGAAAAAAAUAUUGAGCAGAUAAAAAAAGCCGUGGAAGACAAAGCGAUGACUAUGAAAGUAGCGCACACGCGGUUGGAAGCAAGAAUUCAUCGACCUUAUGCAGAAUUAUGCAGAGAUGCAGCACAGCUGAGGAUUGUCGAGGAAAUAGAGACAAUUAGGUCAAUGAUUGACAGCUUGCAUAAAAGAUUGCUGGAGUGCGAAGCUCAGCAGAACCAGCUGUUGAGAUCUAGGUCCGAGCUAGAAAAUGAUCUAAAGGCUAAAAUGGACGCGCUGUUUAUUGACCGCGAAAAAUGCAUGAGUUUACGAAGAAGCUAUCCAAUUGUUAGCACAAUAAACUAUUAA
Cotesia congregata is the source of this 1456-nucleotide messenger RNA. The record is from the annotation of a GenBank genome assembly. Lineage: Eukaryota; Metazoa; Arthropoda; Insecta; Hymenoptera; Braconidae.